UCAACUUUUUCACUUCGAUUAAAUAAAAAAUUUUUCGAAAGCAAUGUUCGAUUUCUAAAUUAUUUGUAUGAAGCUAUGUGAUAUCAUUACUUGGAAAUAACGAAUUAACUAUUCUGCAAGUAUCAGCAAUGGAAAACAGGUCAAAACUGAAUCCUCAGCUUCAUCAAUGUUCUACAGACGAAAUAGAUAGCAAUAUUCAAAAUAAUGUGAAUACUCCACCAAUUGAAUGGUAUAGUGCUGCUGUGAAUGUUGAACAUAAAUCCCAAUCGGAAAAAAUUGAGGACCAUAGUUCAGUGCAUAAAAAGUGUCUUAUUUCCGCAAAUGAUGCAAAACCAAGCUCCAUUGUCGUACUGGUAAAUGAACAUAAGUCACCAACAGACCCAGAAUUACAGCCUCUAACCAUAUCCAACAUUAAAGCAGCGGAAAAUUUGGAACCAAUAUCAGCCUCACCUAAUAAAGAAAAUGAUGAAACUUUAUGUCUUACGCAACAAACUGUUAGAAGUAGUGGGCGUAAUUCUUUGAGUGAAUCACAAAGCCUACGUAAAACUUUGCAACAACUGCCUUCAAAUGUAACGGUGCACCGACACCGACGUCAUUAUUCACCAAAAACACAAUCAAAUCGUACGGCAGAUACUAGUUCGUCUAUUCAAGAAGGUAUUAUAGGAUUUGUGAGUCGUGAACAGAAGCAACAGCUUUUAACAACUUCAGCACAUAGUAUAUUGGACAGUGGAGGAGCAACUCGAAAAUUACAGUCCUUUUCGGAUCCACAAGCAAGUCCAGCACAACGCUCAUUACGCUGCCGCAACAAUUUUGACAAAAGUCCAAGAAGAAAACGAAGUAAAUCAGAAUCAAGACGACGCAGAGAGAGAAAAUUAAUAGCUGCCGGGGAAAUAGAAGUGCGUCAAGCAAACGAAACGUUAAUGCGAUAUCUUAAACAGUGUUCAGAAAUGAAUGACGCCUCUUUAUCAGGUGAACUGGAAAUCGAUAAAAAUAUCGAUGAGCGCAAGAUUAAUCGAAAAUCAGAAUCACAGCGAAGCAGACGUGGGCGAUUACUAAGUAAAAUAUACACAGCUGGAGGCUUAUCUUCUAUAAUGAAAGAACUUUCUGAUGAUAUAGUUUCCUCGGAAAAGGAAGAUAUCUACAAUCCCUUUACACCAAUCGUGUCCCCCACUGAUGAUAUACCAGCUCAUUUAAGUAAAAUGUUCCUUCAAACAUCAUCGGGGUAUCGACCAGUAGAACAUUUUUAUAAUAAGUGCUCAUUUGAUGGUGUUUAUGGAGAAAGAAUUGGUAGAAAUGGCACAAUAAGGAGAAAUAACGAUUGUUUUGAAGGUUCUAAUAAUAAUUUAAGUGGAUUAUCGUGUUUAAAAACCAGUGAUAACAUAAAUACUCGACCACCAUUUGAUGUUGACAAAACUGAAUACGAGAUAACAACAUGUAUUCAGUUGGCUUGUGUCAUUCAGCAGAUUUGGUUACUAAUUGCUAACGUUUGCCAUGGUUUGUUAGCUGGCCUUGCAUUGGCUCACUUACUUUUUGUGCUUGGUACUAUGCAUAUGGAUUGGUCUAACACUAUAAGUCAGUUAAAUAUUAUAGAAGAAACUGCACAUAUAAAAGGUUUCCACAUAUUAAGUAAUGAUGAUGGUUCUAGCAACAGAUCAACAAUAUUCUCCAACACAGAAAAUACAAAGGCAGUACUAAUAAUUGGUGACUAUGCUGCGUUUGCCGACAUAUAUUUAAAUACAUUUUAUUGUUUAGCAAUUCCUUGCUUGAUUUCUAUAUUUGAUCGCAUGGACAUUUAUCAAUGGAGUCUCCAUAACGCUUCUGGGCUGAUAUCGUUUCGUAUGGUUGUUAUUGCCAUGAUUUAUACAGCUACAAUAGUUUUAACUAUUUGUGGUAUUUUCAAUGAUGAAAAACUUUUAAAUAUUAAUAAUUCUAAUGCGACUCAUAAACCAGAGCAAUUGAUCAGCAGUAGGAUUAUGUGCGUACACAGUAGUUUAUCUAUUACACGGAGUAUUGCUGCAAUAUGUGGUUGGGUUAUGAUUGGCUUAAAGCCAUACUUCGACCUUUUAUAUGAGGACUUAGUAAACUUAACUAGGCAUGAACUAAAAAUUACUUUUACGUACAGAGAUAAUACAUGAAGAAUCCAUAUUUUCUAAUCUUAUUUUAAUAUGAAAUUCAUCAAUUUUAAAUGAAGAAGUCAUUAUUCGU
Messenger RNA from Teleopsis dalmanni, 2205 nucleotides. RefSeq lists its product as uncharacterized. Gene Ontology annotation, cellular component: ciliary transition zone. Lineage: Eukaryota; Metazoa; Arthropoda; Insecta; Diptera; Diopsidae. Gene Ontology annotation, biological process: cilium assembly. The coding region runs from base 129 to 2135 and encodes 668 amino acids. The record is from RefSeq and is a predicted model, not a curated record. The transcript is spliced from 5 exons.